Molecule: messenger RNA, 879 nt
Organism: Sphaeramia orbicularis (orbiculate cardinalfish)
Lineage: Eukaryota; Metazoa; Chordata; Actinopteri; Kurtiformes; Apogonidae
Gene: prrg1
Product: proline rich Gla (G-carboxyglutamic acid) 1
Exons: 4
Coding region: 113-748 (211 amino acids)
Cellular component (GO): extracellular region
Molecular function (GO): calcium ion binding
Source: RefSeq, a predicted model, not a curated record
CGCCUGCGCGCUCUGCAUAGCAACACUCCGGGACAGCAGAGGAGACGAGGGGAUUGUCUGUCCGCAUUAGGGGGAACGAAAACAGAUCACCCCGAGCAGAGUUGCCCGAAUCAUGGGGAGUGUGUUCCUGCCGGCGGACGCGGCCCACUCCGUGCUGCGGCGGCUGCGCAGGGCCAACUCUCUGCUGGAGGAGAUGAAGCAGGGCAGCAUCCAAAGGGAAUGUCGGGAGGAAAUCUGCACUUAUGAGGAGGCCCGGGAGGCUUUUGAGAAUGACGAGAAGACGAGGCGGUUCUGGGAGGAGUACGUGAAGGAGAGCAGUCCGUCUGGAGGUCUGGAGUCGGUGGUGGGUGGAGUCCACUCUCUCUACCUGAUUGUGCCAUUGCUGCUUGUCGUUGUGAUCAUCGCUGUUGUCGCCAUCACCGUGUGGCGCUGCCACUCCCGCAAACGCUCACAGCGCAGCCCAAGCCUCGGACACUCGCAUCAUGAUCACGUCCUCUCUGUGGUCUCUAUGGACCACUGGGGGAGGGGUUACCACCACGGUGACCAAUCAGAACUGAGCGUCCACAGCAGCCCAGCAUACCCGGGCUCCGAGCUCACGUCAGGAAGGGGAAGUGCUGGAGACCCGCCGCCAUCUUAUGAGGAGGCUGUGGGCCACGCAGAUGUCCAGAUAGAGACAGAGCCCCCACCUCAGUACGAGGACAUAGUCAACACCAGCACCACCAGUGUCAGCGGAGGACAUGGGAAGUAAAGACACCACAACAGAAGCUCCUACACACACGAAGAACAUGUCAUGUAGCAGAGGUGCUGCUGUGGCAUCACCAGCGUUCCCCACUACACACACACACACACACACACACACACACACACACACACACACAC